Messenger RNA from Penaeus indicus, 2152 nucleotides. Its product is annotated as UDP-glycosyltransferase UGT5-like. Gene Ontology annotation, molecular function: UDP-glycosyltransferase activity. NCBI's taxonomy places the organism in Eukaryota, Metazoa, Arthropoda, Malacostraca, Decapoda, Penaeidae. The record is from RefSeq and is a predicted model, not a curated record. The transcript has 11 exons. The coding region runs from base 144 to 1856 and encodes 570 amino acids.
CACACAUUACGGGAACGGUAGAGGACUUCUACUGGUACAACCUAGACAAAGAAAGUAAAUAACCAUCAUUAGCUCUUUCUUGACCAGUUAUAUGCAUUUAUGUGAUUAUUAGUGUGGCUACGUUGAAACUUUACCUCUUUAUCAUGCGCCCUUGGAGUGUUACGGUGGCAACUGUGCUAGUUGUCGGACUCCUGGUGGCAGAAGGAGGAACAAGUGAGGCGGGACAUGCGCACACAGAAAUAGGAACAAGUGAAGCAAGAGGUGCGCACGCAGAAGCAGUAACAAGUGAGGAGGGAGAUGCGCACACGGUAGUAGGAACAGGUGAGGAGAAAGAUGCUCACGAGAAAGAAGAAACAGGAGAGGCAAGAGCUGCGCAGCAAACUCGCCGUGUUCUUUUCCUCGCUCCUUUGUCUACCAGGAGCCACAAGAACUUCUUCAUGGGAAUCGUCAAUGCUGUGGCUGACAGUGGCAACCAUGUAACCCUGGUAACAAGCUACAAGGCACCGAAGCCACGAAAAAAUGUACGGGAAGUCGUGGUAUCACUGGACAUCCAUCACUUGGUGCCCAACAUGUUUACCAAAAAGAAGACUGCAGCGCUGGCGACGUUCAUGGUAUCUGCACCUGGCCUCUGCUCCGAAGCCCUUGCCAAGGAGGAAGUGCAAGAGCUGCUGGAGGAGGAGUUCGAUGUCGUCUUGGUGAGCGCCGCGUUCUCGCACUGCUUCCUGUCGGUCGUGCAUCGGCUCAAGAUUCCAUUCAUCUGGGUCUCACCUGCUGUGCAAUUAGGCCUGACUGACCAGUGGAUCGGGAACCCCUCCUUCCCUUCCUUCGCUGGGUUCGGGUUCAUGGAGGCCAAGCACCCGCUCACUUUCGGCCAACGAGCCUUUGCCACUUUCGGGAACAUUCUCUUCAGUCAGCUGGUCACCUUAUACACCGUGCCUAAGACGGAAGAAACCUGCCGACGCCGAGGUUUGUGCCCAGAGGAUAUGCCAAGCUUGAGUGAUAUGCAGUAUAAUGCAAGUCUCUUGAUGGCCAACGGAGUUAGAACACUGGAUAAUCCCGCACGUCCCUUUAUGCCAAAUGUCAUUUCUGUUGGAGGUAUCAACUGUCUUCCCUCUCAGCCUCUCCCGCAAGACCUUGAGGACUGGGUUCAAGGAGCUGGUGAUGAUGGCUUCAUCUUCUUUAGUCUGGGCACUGCUGUUGUACCGUCUGACAUGCCUGAGGAGUCCCGGCAGAUUCUAGUAAAGGUAUUUGGGUCCCUGAAGCAGCGUGUGUUGUGGAAAUGGGACCAGGAUGACAUGCCCGACCUGCCUCCCAAUGUCAGGCUCGGGAAGUGGCUGCCGCAGCAAGACAUUCUGGGACACCCAUCUCUGAAGCUGUUCAUAACCCACGGCGGCCUCCUGAGCACCCUCGAGUCCUCCUACCACGGGAUUCCGGUGCUGGGCCUCCCCGUGAUGGGCGACCAGCAGACCAACAUGAUCGCGGUGGCCAGUGAGGGCUGGGGUCGGUUCCUCUUCUGGGACCAGCUGACGGAGGAGGCGCUGCUGAGGGAGAUCCUGAUGGUCAUGACGGAUCAGAGUCUGAAAGUCGAGGCCAAACGGCGGUCGCGGGUGAUGAAGGACCAGCCUCAGACACCGGCUGAGGUGGCAGCCUGCUGGGUGAACUACGUCAUCACUCACAAGGGGGCGCCGCACCUUCGCUCGCCUCUCACUUACAUGUCGUGGUACCAAGUAUAUAACGCAGACGUGUGGCUGACAGUUACAACGGCGAUGUUCGUGGUCUUGUACCUCCUCUUCAGCUGCUUCUUCGCUAUAUUUUCAAGACUCUGUUCUUCCAAAGGCAAACGAAAGUUGGAUUAGAAGAAGCGGGAUUUAAAUCGUGUGAAGAAGUGGCCAGACUUUUUCAUCCAACUGUUCACUUUGUAUAAUUAGUCAGAUGUAGUUGUAAUAAAAUCUGCUUCACAUGUGCUGGUUCGAAUAUUCGGGGAAAAUAGCCUUUGUCUUUGUAAGCAUUGUUAAGUCGUUAUAUUUUUAGAUAUUGAUAUGUAACUUACUGGUAUUCCAAUAUUUUUUUCUGGUAAAAAACUAUAUUUGCUUACUUAAGACACACACAUAUUCGCGCGUGCUUAUGUGUGUUCAAGAAAGCGAGAGAGAGA